AUGAACCAUCAACAGAGCACUGGAUCUCUGGAGUCAGUAAAUGUGCUGCUCAGAGGUCAAGGCAGACGGAGGUUCACCUGCAGGGACUUCAUCCAGACAUGGUCCAAACCAUGUGUCAGACAAACCCGCAUCCUCAAGGGUUUCACCGAAGCACUAGAUGGACAAGGAGGCAAUUUGUGUGCAAAUGCCAACCUGAACCCUGAGUGUGUGUUUGCAGCUGGGGCCUCAAAAGCGGUGGCGGCAGCAGCACUGAGGAAACAUUGGAGUCUUCGUACGGACAGCGUGAACAUGGAGCGACUGGUUUUACUGGCCUGCCUCAGUGCAGUUUGUGUAGCUCAGGUUGUCGAUCCCAGGGGGGCUCGGCCGGUGGUGCCCAACACCCGAUCAGAAAAAUGUGCCACUCAGAAGGAAUGGCCUUUCUGCACGACCGAUGAAUGGGGUCCUAAAUGUCCGUCCGGCUGCAGGAUCCACGGCCUCCUGGAAAAAUACGACCACGGCUUCCUUAAGAGCAUUGAGAAGAUCCGCAGCCUCCUGGACCAGAACCAGGCCAAGCACCGCUCUGCCAACCAGGUGUCCAAACAGACCUACGACUUCCUGAAGGAGAAGCUCACCCUCGACGCUGGUAAUGAUAAUAAUUACUUCGACCUGGCCCAGAAUCUGAGGAGGAGAAUCACGGAAAUGAAGAUUAAAAUUGAUGGACAGCUCCGAGUCCUGGCAGCCCUGAAGGACAAAGUCAGAGAUCAGGUCGCUGACAUGAAGAAGCUGGAGGUGGACAUCGACAUUAAGCUGCGGUCCUGUAAAGGAUCCUGCAAAGGACACACAGCCUAUGAACUGGACCAUGAAAGCUACGUCACUCUGGACAAACAGAUGGCCCAGCUGGACUCGCUGUCGGGCCAGAGCAUCGAGACCGUGGGUACACUGCACGUGAUGAAGAGCAGGGAAAUGAAGGACGCCGUUGUCGACACCACUUACAAAUCCAGAGAUAGCCCAGCGGCGGCGCAACAGACCGAAGACCUGUUCUCUGAUGUGAACAACGUCCAGCUGGUCCUCGAACUGGAAGGCUCCAUCAACUCUCCAGCCACCAUCUCCAAAGACACAGGUACUACCUACUCUCCUUCAUCCUCCUCCACCUCUUCUAAGUCCAUCACUGAGCUCGGAGGACCCAGCAACGGCGAUUUGUUUGAUUUGGGCGGAGACUCCACAUCCCUGGGUCAGCCCAGCGUAACCACCCACAGCUCCUCCUGCACCCGACGGGUCCAGACAACCAUCGUCCACACAAGCUCCGGCCCUGUGGAGAGGACGCAGGAGGUGGUGGAGGGAGGCCCCGAGUGCCAGUCCAUGACAGACCUCACCAAGGGGGGAUCAGCCUCGCUCUUCCCCUCCCUCACCUCCAAGACCCUCCAUAUCACCGACACCAAAGGAAGCCUCACAGGCGAUUCCAAAACCACUUUUGCGGAUCCGUUCACUGAUGCGUUCGACCUCGGCGGCUUCAUGACGGACAACACAGAGGAUGAUACUCCAGAUUUCCACGCUCGGAGUGUGAAGAGCUUGCGCAUCGAGCGUCAGGCUGAUUAUGUAGGAAAAGAUUGCGUCGCAGCCCUGCAGCACCACCUCAAUGGGGAAAAGAACGGCCUGUUUAAGAUCAAACCCGGCGGUGACGAUUCGUCCGAGGUAGUGGAGGUUUACUGUCAGCAGGAGGGGCUGAUGGGAGGGUGGGUGUUAGUCCAGCAGCGAGACGGCGGCGCGGUUAGCUUCAACCGCAGCUGGGCCGAAUACCGCCAAGGGUUCGGUUCCGUCGACGCGCAGGGUGGCGGAGAGGUUUGGCUCGGCAACCAGAACCUCCACCUGCUGACCAAUCAGGGUGAGACGUUGCUAAAGGUGGAGCUGGAGGAUUGGGAAGGGGGUGUAGCAAGCGCUGAGUACACCAUCAGGGUAGGCUCAGAGGGGGAGGGGUACCCGCUGCAGGUGUCCGGGUACACGGGGGACGCUGGAGACGCCCUGGUGGCGCCCAAGACCGAUACGGGGUCGUACAUCAGCCACAACGGGAUGAAGUUUAGUACCUUCGACAAAGACAACGACCAGUGGGAGGAGAACUGUGCGGAGAUGUACGGGGGGGGCUGGUGGUUCAACAACUGUCGCGCCGUGCAUUUAAACGGAAUUUAUUACAAAGGAUUGUACGACCCUGAGAAAAAUACACCAUAUGAGAUAGAGAACGGAGUUGUAUGGGUGACGUACAAACCGGAAAACUACAGCCUGAAAACAGUCCGCAUGUGGAUCCGAUCGGCUGCAUUCUAA
Messenger RNA from Sphaeramia orbicularis (orbiculate cardinalfish), 2295 nucleotides. RefSeq names its product fibrinogen alpha chain (gene fga). Lineage: Eukaryota; Metazoa; Chordata; Actinopteri; Kurtiformes; Apogonidae. Gene Ontology annotation, biological process: positive regulation of heterotypic cell-cell adhesion; fibrinolysis; blood coagulation, common pathway. The record is from RefSeq and is a predicted model, not a curated record. Gene Ontology annotation, molecular function: extracellular matrix structural constituent; signaling receptor binding; protein-macromolecule adaptor activity. The transcript is spliced from 9 exons. Gene Ontology annotation, cellular component: fibrinogen complex. The coding region runs from base 1 to 2295 and encodes 764 amino acids.